CAAGGUGAGUUCCCCCUGGAGCUUGUCACCACGUCACCUGACAUUCCAUGUGCUGUACGCGAUGUCUUUAUGAGUUAUGUGCCUGGGAUCUGGGAAGCUGUGGUCACCGAUGACGCUAUGAGUGUGCGCAGACUCAUCAAUGAAUGGUGUCGGGUUGAUGUCCAGAAGAAUGGCAAAACUUUACUGCAGAUGGCCUUAGAAAUGGGCACUGAAAACAUUAUACGAGUUGUUAGUGGGAUCCGGCCAUCCAUG
Molecule: messenger RNA, 252 nt
Organism: Candidula unifasciata
Lineage: Eukaryota; Metazoa; Mollusca; Gastropoda; Stylommatophora; Geomitridae
Source: the annotation of a GenBank genome assembly